Molecule: messenger RNA, 1254 nt
Organism: Penaeus monodon (black tiger shrimp)
Lineage: Eukaryota; Metazoa; Arthropoda; Malacostraca; Decapoda; Penaeidae
Product: collagen alpha-1(XV) chain-like
Exons: 7
Coding region: 416-1150 (244 amino acids)
Source: RefSeq, a predicted model, not a curated record
GAGAGCGAGAAAAAAAUAAUAAUAUAAAAAUAAAAGAAAGAAAGAAAAUAAGAAAGAGACAGAAAGAAAAAAAGAAUAGACCAAAGGAAAACGAGACAACUUGAUAAUAAUGAAAACGAGAAAGCGAGAAGAAGACCCACCUCCUUGGCGCGGCCGUAUUGACUCCGCCCCCGAAGGUGUCGCCGCUGAUUCCAGGUCGGAGGCGGAGUCGGCGAGAGGCCACAGGGUCAGUGUUUGUCAGGUGGUGGCGGAGUGAGGCUGCGCUCCUCCGUGCUCGUGCUGCGCUAACUGGCCCGCUCCCUAGUGACCGUCUUUGGCACUCAAUGAAGGGAUCUUGGCUCGGGCGUUCUCAUGGACACUUCAAGUGAGUUGUUCGUCGGAUAAGGUCAUCUCAGAAGAGGAGGAGACGCGAAAAAUGACGAGGGUGUUAUCGACUAGUUUGGCCACAGUGUUAGCGGCGGUGACCCUGCUCGCGCACUCUUGCCAUGCCAAGGGGUCUUCGGGCAACACCGAGUCCAUCGAGGAGCUGGACCUUCUGCAGGGCAUCGCCGUGCCCUUCGGCGACCCCACCACCCAGUACUUCGUCACGGGCUUCGACGGCUUCCCGGCUUUCGGCUUCAAGGCUGGCGCGAGUAUCAAGCACCCCUACCGACUCUUUCUGCCGGAGAGGCUCUACAGGCAGUUCUCGAUCCUCGUUGCCGUGAAGCCCGACACCGCAGAGCCGAUGUUCCUGUUUGCCGUCGUCAAUCCCCUCGAGAACCUGAUCCAACUCGGGGUCUCCAUCACGCCGGGCAACGUGGGAUCAACCAACAUCUCCCUUUACUACACGGACGGCGAGCGGCACAUGACCUCGCAGACGAUCGCCUCCUUUCUGGUGCCGCAGUUCACCGGCAUCUGGACCAGGUUCGCCUUCAAGGUCACGGAGGAGGAGAUCCACCUGUGGUUCAACUGCCAGCUCUCCAACAUGCUGCUCGUCAAGAGAAUUCCGCAGCAGCUGGUGUUCGACUCGGCCUCGACGCUGUACAUCGGCCAAGCGGGAGGCAUCUUUAAGGGCGAGUUCGAGGGGGCGCUGCAGGAACUCAAGAUCUACAGCUCGCCAGACCUCGCGGCCGUCCAGUGCGAAAACAACUUUGCGGUGAGUACAUCUUAAUGGUAUACAGAAGAGGGGCAGUGCGAGGUGAGUCAUAAGGUACAGUAACACUUUUUAUCUUUUGUUAAGCGAAGACAAGUGAAAAAAAAAAAUAAUAGUAAUAA